Hemicordylus capensis (graceful crag lizard) is the source of this 1632-nucleotide messenger RNA. It is a transcript of the gene HOXC6, whose product is annotated as homeobox C6. The coding region runs from base 1 to 735 and encodes 244 amino acids. The record is from RefSeq and is a predicted model, not a curated record. NCBI's taxonomy places the organism in Eukaryota, Metazoa, Chordata, Lepidosauria, Squamata, Cordylidae. The transcript is spliced from 2 exons. Gene Ontology annotation, molecular function: DNA-binding transcription factor activity, RNA polymerase II-specific; RNA polymerase II cis-regulatory region sequence-specific DNA binding. Gene Ontology annotation, biological process: anterior/posterior pattern specification; regulation of transcription by RNA polymerase II. Gene Ontology annotation, cellular component: nucleus.
AUGAAUUCCUAUUUCACAAACCCGUCGUUAUCUUGCCACCUCACCAGUGGUCAAGAGGUACUGCCCAACGUGGCUCUCAAUUCCACUGCCUAUGACCCUGUAAGGCAUUUUUCAACUUAUGGAGCAGCGGUUGCUCAAAACAGGAUCUAUUCAUCUCCUUUUUAUUCACCGCAAGAUAAUGUUGUGUUUAGUUCCAGUCGGGGACCAUAUGAUUACGGAUCUAAUGCCUUUUAUCAAGAAAAAGACAUGCUCUCUAGCUGCAGGCAAAAUUCUAUGGGACACAAUACACAAACUUCCAUUGCACAGGAUUUUACAAGUGACCAAAACAGGAGCACAUCCCAGGAACAGAAAACUAGCAUUCAAAUAUACCCGUGGAUGCAGCGCAUGAACUCCCACAGUGUUUGUUUGGUUUCCGAAUCCUUAGGGGUCGGCUAUGGAGCAGAUCGAAGGAGGGGGCGUCAGAUCUACUCCCGUUACCAGACCCUGGAGCUGGAGAAGGAGUUCCAUUUCAAUCGCUACUUGACGCGGCGGCGAAGGAUUGAGAUAGCCAACGCUCUUUGCCUAACUGAACGCCAGAUCAAGAUCUGGUUCCAAAACAGGAGGAUGAAAUGGAAAAAAGAAAGCAAUUUGAGUUCCACCCUGUCUGGAGGAGGUGGCGCUGGAGCAGCUGCGGAUAGCUUGGGUGCAAAGGAAGAGAAAAGAGAAGAGACAGAGGAAGAAAAACCAAAGGAAUAAACACUGACGGCUCAGCUAGCAUCCCCCACAACACACAGAAUCCCCCACCCCCAUUUUCUCUUCGCCCUCCUAUCUAUUACCACUGGCACAAUUUAUACAUUUGGCUCCACGUAAAGGGGGGAGAAAGAGAGAGAGAGAGAGAGAGAGAGAGAGAGAGAGAGAGAGAGAGAGAGAGAGCUCCCUUCCCCCAAUUCCCAGUCUCCAGCACUGAUGUAUCUAGUUUUACAACUAGGUCCAAAAUCGCCCUUACUUUCUGCCUCUAAAGCCCAUCAUCUUCAUCUCCAGCCCCACCCACCCCCACACACGCUUUCUCCUUCCAUGCGAUCCUAUUUAUCUACCUUUGCAUAAGGACUGUAUUUAACGCAACACCCAAUUCCUCCUCGUCUCAAGAAAGAAUUUUGCUGUAGGGGCUGCCUGUGGCUGUAUUGGGAUUAAUCCUUGUCCCGAUGAACUCUAUGCAGUUUCGCUUCCAGAAUAAUACCGAUGAUAAUGGUGGUGGUGAUGAAAAAAGACCAUUGAAUUGCCUCCCCCAGUUAAAAUAUUCUCCUUCCAUAUCCCUUCUUCCAUACCUCUAAGCUAUGUCUACCUAAUUAUAGCAUUUUCCAGAGUAAAACUAAUUGUAUUUAAACACUACCCGGGGUCAUUAUGCAUACUACAAACUGUGACAGUUUCUGUGUGAAUAUUUUUAGAUGUAUUUGUGGUCUCUGUAUUUAUAUUUAUGUUUAGCACUGUAAUGUUCAAGCAGUAUAAAGUGAAUGGAAUUCUAUAGCAAGUAGGAUUUAAAAAAAGAAAGCAAGCAAAUGUUGUGUCACACUCUCUAACAUCAUGUAUAAAGGUCACGUCCAGAGGACUAUGGUUGAGUAUUUAAUAAAAACUGGAUAUUAUUUUUAAAAUUUA